GGGGUGCGCACCUGGUGAACCAAGGGAUGCAUGAAUGGCCAAGCCUGAGAGAGGCAGGGCUGUGCCUCUCCAGGCAAGCCACUGUCCCUCUCUGGGCCGUCAUCGGCACCUUUUGGGGGAGCUCUCGACGACUCGGGGUCUCGGAAUGCAGCCCCAGGAGUGGGACCCCCACGCUGAGGGGGGAGGCUCAGCCCGAAAGAGGGGGAGCGCCCCCGGGGAACAUCACUCGGAGAAUCCUGGGGUUCAUGUAUUUAAGAUUCCAAGGGGGGUGGGCUCCUGGCGCACAGGCCCCUAGGAGGCUGAGGUGGACGUGCAGGGGGAGGUCCCACCUCCAGCCCGUGCCACGCGUGGGCUCCGGGUAAGAGCUGAGCCUGGCAGCCUGGGGCGCGCGUGCCUCUGCAGCGUGGCUGCCCCUGGAGCUGCUCAGGGGAGAAGUGAGACAGGACUGUGGGUGGCCGGGGGCAGCCCCACUGUGCCCGGCUGGCAGCGGGGAGGGGACUUCCCUCCGAGGGUGGUGGCAGUGGCGCCGCUGGUAGGGGCGGGACCAGAGCCUGCCCGUGGCCUCCCUCUGCGGGCUCCCAGACCCUGUCACAUCAGAGCCUGGGCCGCCACCGCCCUCCCCCCGACCCAAGGUCCCCACUUGGGAGGCCUGGCUCACCCGUGAGGUGCCCCGCGGCGGCUGGAAGGAGCAGAGCACACCUGCCUGCCCGGGGGUCCGGCCGUCCACGGCCCCAGCCCGGGGCCUGCUGCAUGGCGCCCGGCGACACUGAGGCGGGCGGGCAGGAAACCCAAGCUGCGAGCCAUCAAUCAUUCAUGGGGCUGCUCUCCAGGAAACCCUAACCCCUGCCCAGCGAGGCCAAGCGGCCAGCACACCCCGGCCAGGGCCGGACGGCAGGGCCCCCUCACCCGGGGGCUGCUCCCCCCAGGGCUCCCCCCUGUCCCCCGAGGGACUGCAUCCUCUGACUCAGCUUGCCGCCCGAGGUCUCUCCUGGCUCUCACAGGCCUGCUGCUCCAGCCUGUCCCACCUGUUCCCGCCCCCCAGCCUUCGUCCACCUUCCCCCCUGCCCCAGACGUCUGCCCCGGUCCCCCCAGCCUGGCUCAGCGCCCCUGGCCCGCAGCGAGGGGAGUGACACUGCAGACGGGCGGCCUCUCGCGGCUGGGCAGUGCAGAGCUGGCUGCCCACGGCCGCCCCCACGUCCUGGUCCCCCCUCGCUGCUGAGUUCUCCUGGAACAGGGGACCCCGUCCUGGCCUCCCCAGGAGCAGAGCCUGGGAUUAGGGCCUGGGCUGCCCGCCUCACUUACCCUAAUCCCCCUCAGGGCCCGUCUGGGGUGUGUAAGCAGCUUUAGGGUCCCAGGCGCCAAGGAGCUCAGGGUCUCUGCUCCCUGUGGGCUCCCCGCAUGGCCGCAGAGCAGGUGAAGGGGCGGCAGGGCCCGGAGCCGGCCCCCAGCCCCCAGCAGCCCUCCGUGGAGACCGGGACCCCUGCCAGCCAUGCUGGGACGACCCCCUCAGCCAGGAGGAGGAGCAAGAAGGAGAGGGGACGGCAGGGGUCCCGCAGGAGCACAGGCAGCUCCCAGGAGCAGCCGUCCGCGCAGGGCCCCGCGGUCCCUGGGAGCAGCAAGACCUCAGAGGGGCCGGGCGCGCCGUCCGGAGUGGCCCCUGGGCUGGGCUCUCGCCGACGGUCCCACCGGCACCGCCCCGUCCACAGCGACGCCGCUCAGAGGACCUACGGGCCCCUGCUCAACCGGGUUUUCGGGAAGGACCGGGAGCUGGGCCCGGCAGAGAUGGAUGAGCUGCAGGCCGCCUUCGAGGAGUUCGACACCGACCGCGACGGCUACAUCGGCUACCGGGAGCUGGGGGAGUGUAUGCGGACGCUGGGCUACAUGCCCACGGAGAUGGAGCUCUUGGAGGUCUCCCAGCACGUCAAGAUGCGCA
This is a messenger RNA of Oryctolagus cuniculus (rabbit), 1933 nucleotides long. The record is from RefSeq and is a predicted model, not a curated record. NCBI's taxonomy places the organism in Eukaryota, Metazoa, Chordata, Mammalia, Lagomorpha, Leporidae.